AUGGUGAGAGGUAUAUUAAAUCAUAGAAAAAAGAAAUUACCACAGGUGCAAGAUAAAACGGUUCUGUGGGUUGAAGAUGAAGAAUUUACUGGGUCAAAUAAGAUAAAAAUUCUGACACAUGAAGCAUUUUUGUUGUUCCACUCUUCUUUAGCUAUUUCAAAUCAACUACAACCACAAUUUGCAACCGAUGUGGAAAAUUUGCAUGAGGUCCACCAUGGUUUUCUUAAGUCUUUAAGAACAGUAAAUGUAAUAGCUAAAAGAAUUAGGGAUGAUCUAGAUAAUUUAAGAGGUAAUGAUUAUGACUUGGAUUUAAAUAUUAAAAUUGAUUAUGAAUUUACUGCAGUCCCCAAAUCGAAUAAGGGCAAUGUUUAUAAUGACGGUCAUGGUAAUACAAAUAGCAAUUUGAAUGCAUUGACUCAGCAAAGUACAAAUAGUCUGGAUUCAGACUUUGAUUACAACCAAUCUGUUGUUACACAACAACUACAACCCAAAACUGUUAAACAGAAAUCAAAUCAUGUUAAUUUUGAUGGGAGCCAAAUAGAACAGAACAAACAAAAGGAAAAGGAAAAACCUACUAAUAAAAAUAAGAGGUCAUUAAAGAAUAUUUUCAAGAAGGAAAAAGUCGAAAUUUUAAAGGAAGAUACUACUACCAAUGAACAACAAGAUCAAAGAAAACCAUUCGAAUAUUUCAAUCCUCAACCAAAUAUUUUACAAGGUUAUUUAAAAUAUUAUCAAUUAGAUAAAGAUGAUUAUGAAUGCUUUUCAAAUUCAAUUCCACUCGAUUUUCUUAAUGAUUAUCCUGUUGAAACUGAUACUUCAAAGACCACGAAUACUGAAUCAGAAGAUACUGCUUUUAUUUUUGGUGAUCCCACCGCUAAUGUUUCAACCUCCUAUAAAAUCAAUUAUCGAGAUCAAUUUUCUGAUUCACAUACAACAUCAAAUUCAACUUCAAUAAACGAAGUUGAAUUGGAAGGUGAAACUCAAGAAAGUGAAAAUUUGACUUUUAAUCCAAAAUAUUCAUCAACUCCUACACAAUUUAAUCAAAAAAGAUUUGAUAAAACAAAAAUAAUGGAAGAUGGUAGAAAAGAAAAACAGCAUCAAUCUCAAAAAUACAACCAAAAAACAUCAAUAAAACCAAAUUCAGAUAAAUCAGGUAGAUCUAAUCAAAAAAUAAAUAAAAAUCAACGGGAACAAAUUCCACCAAAAGCAUCAACUUUGAAACCUUUUAAUCAUAAUAUUUUGAAUCAACCACAACAAACACCCUUUAACAAAAAAUUAACCAAUAUCCUAGGUCCAAAUCCUCAACUAACCAAGGUACUUGAAACAUCUCCAUUUUAUGAAAAUAUGGAAAGCGAUAAUGAAAGUUUUGAAAACGAACCAAUCCAAACAAAAAAUAAAGAAAAUCGUCCUUUAAUCGGUCAUUCAAAGAAAAAUAAGCAAAAUUCAAAAAGUUAUAAUCCGUAUGAUGUUAGGUUUGCUGGAAGAUUUUGA
This is a messenger RNA of Lodderomyces pseudojiufengensis, 1491 nucleotides long. RefSeq lists its product as uncharacterized. NCBI's taxonomy places the organism in Eukaryota, Fungi, Ascomycota, Pichiomycetes, Serinales, Debaryomycetaceae. The transcript has a single exon. The record is from RefSeq and is a predicted model, not a curated record. The coding region runs from base 1 to 1491 and encodes 496 amino acids.